Meloidogyne enterolobii is the source of this 1386-nucleotide messenger RNA. Lineage: Eukaryota; Metazoa; Nematoda; Chromadorea; Rhabditida; Meloidogynidae. The record is from the annotation of a GenBank genome assembly.
AUGAAUAAUUCUGUCAACAAUGGGGAUGGCCUUCCACUUGUACAAAAUACGCAACAGCAAGCUACAACGGAUCCGUGUGCUCAACUUGUUCAUAUUUUGAUGUGUUAUCAUCAGGGUGGCGAUGACCCCGAAUUCAUCCACAAGGCUAUUGAAAGCUUGGUCAAAAAACUUAAAGACAGGCGCGAGCAAUUAGAUGCCCUAAUUUCUGCAGUCACUUCUGCUGGAAAGCAGCCCUCUGGUUGUGUUGCUAUUCAUAGAUCACUUGACGGCCGUUUACAAGUUGCUGGUCGGAAAGGAGUCCCAAAUGUUGUGUAUGCAAGGAUUUGGAGGUGGCCGAAUGUGAAUAAAUCAGAAUUGGUCAAAUUGCCUGUCUGUCAAACUCCAACAAACCAUCAAGAUUUAAUUUGUAUAAAUCCGUACCACUACGAUCGUGUGGUUUCUUACGAGCUUUCUUCGUUGCAAAUGGACCCUCUUCCUCCUAUUAAUUCAAAUCAGCAUAUCUUAACAAAUUUGGAUGGCCCUUCAUCUUCCCAACAAAAUUUGGAAAACCCUUCUUUUACUGAACGAAAAUGUCAAGUAAUCACUCACUUGGCUGCAGAAAAUCAGUUAAUUGGGAAUGAAAUGAAUUUUUAUUCAAAUGAGCAGUGGCAAUCUUCUCUUUUUGAAACGUGUAGCAACAUUUCUGGACCUUGUAACAUGAAUGGUUUAUACCCGCAAAAUGCUCCAAAAUAUUGGUGUUCUAUUACCUAUUUUGAAUUAGACACUCAAGUUGGGGAAACAUUCAAAGCUCCAUGGAAUAUGUCAAAUAUUUAUGUUGAUGGAGGAAUGGAUCCAAACGGAUCGGAAAAUGGACGUUUCUGUUUGGGAGCACUUUCAAAUGUUCAUAGAAGCGAAUCUUCAGAAAAGGCUAGAUUACAUAUUGGAAAAGGAAUACGUCUACAAAUUGUUGAUUCUUCUGAAGAUUGUAAUAUAUUUGUUGAAUGUUGUUCUCAAAAAGGAAUAUUUGUUAAAAGCUGCUUUCUUGAUUUUCAAAAUGGAUUGGGCUAUGGAAGUGCUGUACAUAAAUUUUGUUUUGGGGCUAUUAGAAAGGUUUUUAAUCUCAAAUGGGCCUAUACAGAAAUGGUUGAGAAAAAACGAAGAGCAAAUAUGGCAGCAAUGGUAAAAGCCUAUGCAGUAGCAGGCAUUGCCCCUCAAAAUGGUUUAGUUCAAGAUUCUGGUACGGGUGUAGAUGAUCUUAGAGCGACUUGCUGUACAAUUGCCAUUAGUUUUGUAAAAGGAUGGGGAAUUGGUUAUCCACGUUCAACCAUUAAAGAAACUCCUUGUUGGAUUGAGAUUCAACUCUUUCGCCCUCUUCAAUUACUUAAUGAAUUGCUUUCUUCCAAUUGA